This is a messenger RNA of Vidua macroura (Pin-tailed whydah), 6048 nucleotides long. RefSeq names its product unc-5 netrin receptor D (gene UNC5D). Gene Ontology annotation, molecular function: protein binding; netrin receptor activity. Gene Ontology annotation, cellular component: membrane. Gene Ontology annotation, biological process: netrin-activated signaling pathway. Bases 1 to 2835 code for a protein of 944 amino acids. The transcript has 17 exons. Lineage: Eukaryota; Metazoa; Chordata; Aves; Passeriformes; Viduidae. The record is from RefSeq and is a predicted model, not a curated record.
AUGGGCGGAGGAGCCCCGCGCCUGCACCGGCGGCUGCUGCUGCUGCUGGGGCUGUGCAGCUGGACGGCCGCGCUGCGAGGAAAUGAGAACAGCGAGGCCCUGCCCGAGUCCAUCCCCUCGGCCCCGGGGACCCUGCCCCAUUUCCUGGAGGAGCCGGACGAUUCCUACAUCAUCAAGAGCAACCCCAUCGUGCUGCGCUGCAGGGCCGUGCCCGCCAUGCAGAUCUUCUUCAAGUGCAACGGGGAGUGGGUGCACCAGAACGAGCACGUGUCCCGCGAGAGCCUGGACGAGGCCACGGGGCUGAAGGUGCGGGAGGUUUCCAUCAACGUGACGAGGCAGCAGGUGGAGGACUUCCACGGCCCCGAGGAUUACUGGUGCCAGUGCGUGGCCUGGAGCCACCUGGGCACCUCCAAGAGCAGGAAGGCGUCUGUGCGCAUCGCUUAUCUACGGAAGAACUUCGAGCAAGACCCCCAGGGCAAGGAGGUUCCCAUCGAGGGGAUGAUUGUCCUGCACUGCCGGCCCCCCGAGGGCGUCCCGGCGGCCGAGGUGGAGUGGCUGAAGAACGAGGAGCCCAUUGAUUCCAACCUGGACGAGAACAUCGACACCAGGGCCGACCACAACCUCAUCAUCCGCCAGGCGCGCCUCUCCGACUCGGGCAACUACACCUGCAUGGCUGCCAACAUCGUGGCCAAGAGGAGGAGCCUGUCAGCCACCGUGGUGGUCUAUGUGAACGGGGGCUGGUCCUCGUGGACGGAGUGGUCCAGCUGCAACGCGCGCUGCGGCCGGGGCUGGCAGAAACGCUCGCGCACCUGCACCAACCCCGCGCCCCUCAACGGGGGAGCCUUCUGCGAGGGCAUGUCCGUGCAGAAAAUCACCUGCACCUCCCUCUGCCCCGUGGACGGGAGCUGGGAGGUGUGGAGCGAGUGGUCGGUGUGCAGCCCCGAGUGCGAGCACCUGCGCGUGCGGGAGUGCGCCGCGCCCGCCCCGCGCAACGGGGGCAAGCCCUGCGAGGGCCUGAGCCAGGAGUCCGAGAACUGCACCGAGGGGCUCUGCAUCCAAGAUAAAAAACCUCUUCAUGAAAUAAAAUCCCAAAACGUGGAGCGCGGCGGGGACAUCGCGCUGUACUCGGGGCUGGCGGCGGCGGUGCUGGCGGUGGCCGUGCUGGCGCUGGGGGUGACCCUGUACCGGCGCAGUCAGAGUGAGUACGGCGUGGAUGUCAUUGAUUCCUCUGCACUCACGGGAGGCUUCCAGACUUUUAAUUUUAAAACAGUCAGACAAGGUAACUCCCUGCUCCUGAACUCGUCCCUGCAGCCCGAGCUGACGGUCAGCAGGACCUACAGCGGCCCCAUCUGCCUGCAGGACCCCCUGGACAAGGAGCUGAUGACCGAGUCCUCGCUGUUCAACCCCCUGGCCGACAUCAAGGUCAAGGUGCAGAGCUCCUUCAUGGUGUCCCUGGGCGUCACCGAGAGGGCCGAGUACCACGGCAAGGCCCACCCCGGCACCUUCCCCCACGGCAGCCCCCGGCCCUUCGGGACCCUCCAGGCCAGGAACAAGGCCAUGUUCAUCCAGAACCUGGCCUCCAUCUCCAGCAGCAGCGAGCUCAGGAGCUCGGCCCUCUUCGGGCACCUGGGGGGCCGCCUGGUGGUCCCCAACACAGGGGUCAGUCUGUUGAUUCCACACGGGGCUAUUCCUGAGGAGAGCUCCUGGGAAAUCUACCUGGCCAUCACCCAGAAGGAGUCCAGCCUGGAGCCGGAGGGCCCCGAGGUGCUGCUGGGGCCCGAGGUGAGCUGCGGGCCCCCCGAGCUGGCCGUGAGCACCCCGUGUGCCCUGAGCAUCCCGCACUGCGCCCACGCCGACCCCCAGCACUGGAGCAUCCGCCUCAAAAGGAGGACGCAGCAGGGCAAGUGGGAGGAAGUGAUGUCUGUGGAAGAGGAAACUACUUCUUGCUACUGCCUGUUGGAUCCUUAUGCCUGUCACAUUCUCUUAAACAGCUUUGGAACUUAUGCCCUAAUUGGGGAACCCAUCUCAGACUGCGCCGUUCGACAGCUGAAAGUCGCCGUUUUUGGCUGCCUGUCUUGCAACUCUCUGGAUUACAAUCUGAGGGUUUAUUGUGUGGAUAACACCCCUUGUGCAUUCCAGGAAGUGGUUUCAGAUGAAAGACUCCAAGGUGGGCAAUUGCUGGAGGAGCCCAAACUUUUGCAUUUUAAAGGCAACACCUGCAGCCUGCAGAUCUCAGUGCUGGACGUCCCUCCCUUCCUGUGGAGAAUCAAACCCUUCACUGCCUGUCAGGAGGUGCCGUUCUCCCGCGUGUGGCGCGGCAGCCCCCGGCCCCUGCUCGGCGCCUUCUCCCUGGAGCGCUUCAGCCCCGCCACCACCCAGCUGUGCUGCACCGUGUGCGUCAGGCAGCUGCAGGGCCACGAGCAGCUGCUGCACGUCCAGACCUCCGUCCUCGAGACUGAGAGAGAAAACAUCACCUUCUUCGGCCACGAGGACAGCGCCUUCCCCGCCCAGCUGGGCCCCAAGGCCUUCAAGAUCCCGCGCUCCAUCCGGCAGCGCAUCUGCGCCACCUUCGACGCGCCCAGCGCCAAGGGCAAGGACUGGCAGAUGCUGGCCCAGAAGAACAGCAUCAGCAGGAACCUCUCCUUCUUCGCCACCCAGAGCAGCCCCUCCGCCGUCAUCCUGGACCUGUGGGAGGCGCGGCACCAGCACGACGGGGACCUGGACUCGCUGGCCUGUGCCCUGGAGGAGAUUGGCAGGACACACUCCAAGCUCUCAGAGGUGGCAGAGCCCGAGCUGGAGGAGCCCGAGUUCCCCUGCAGCAGGAAGGGCCUUUAGUCCCUCUGCCCCGCCGGGACGCGCGGCCAGCCCGGCCCUGAGCCCGGGCCGGGGGGACAGGAGGGUUUGUGGGGAUGGGACCCACCCCACAUCCGUGGCAGCGGGAGGAGCAGAAGCAGCCCUGCUAAAAAAACCCUCCGGUGAUGAGGAAAAACGAGCUUCUCCCUGUCCUCCUCCACUUAAAAUCCACCUUUUGGUGCCCCAAACAAACCUGCACUUGUGUCAGUCCCGGGGCAGGAGGGAGAGAGACACAGAGCCAUAAGAGGUAAAUGUUAUUUGUGUUUAGGAACAGUCAUGUUCGUGUACUGCCUAGUGAAAAUCAACAAAUAAUGUUGGAUAUUUUGAGCCACUGGAGGUUGGUCCUGGUUAAAAGGUUUCUCGCUUCGAGAGUGGUUUAAAAUCCCAUCACGUUGUCACUUUAUGUCUGCUACAGGAAAACUGAAAAUUUGGCCUUAUCCUGUUCAGAUGCUUGAGGAAUUAGAAGAACUCAUCAUUAUUUCAUAUCAUGUGUAUUCCAAAUAAUUUGUUUUAAAAAUUCAGCCCCUUAAUGAAUGUACAUUUGCUGCAGAGCUUUGCUGCCUGCUCUGUUACCAAAAUUCCAGAACAAACCCCUUCUCUCUGAGACUGGGGGUUGUGCACACGCCAGAGGAAUUUUCUAAUUUUCUACGUCUGCAAACUUUCUUAGUCAAAAAAACCUGUCUUUGGGGGUGGAUUUAAAUAACCAAAUAACACACGGGAAAUUUCCAGCCCUAUUUUAGCACGUUGAGACAUUUAUUUUUAUUACUUCAUGCUCUGUGCCUGAGCUGAAGGUGAAGGCAAUCAGCACAGCUUCAUUUUGGUUUGGUUUGGUUUCAGACUGAGACCACAAACCCCACACGGCACUGCCAGCACUGGCCUUGAUUUCGUUGCACAUUUUGGGAAUUUCACCGGGUGCAGAGCUGGCUGUGUUACCUUGGUUUAGCUACAAAUUGCAUUUACCCCCAAAAUCAGAAUCUAAGUGGAGAAUUCGCCUCGUUUUUUACCCAUUCCAUACAAAUAUGAUUUAUGACUUCAACCAAACCAAAAAGAGCUGUCACUGUGAGCGAGGGCCUGGUGGAGCUGGUACCGAGCCAAAUGUCAGCAUUAUUUUGACCAUUCCUUUCACUCACAUCCUUCACCCUAGCCGAGGUGCUCCUCGGCCCGUGGGGCUGCCGGGGCACAGUCAGGAGAAACAGGAACAGAAAUGAGGCUUUGGGAGCUUAGUGGAAAUGCAGGAAACCCAAACUAAGGACUUGGGGGCUGUUUUAGCCUCGUGUUUGGCUGAGAGCAGCCCCCAGGGCAGGUCCAGUCUGGAACUACUCCUUCACUCGGGACUGCAGUGUGAAAAUCUGAACAACAACAACAACGAGAUCAGCAACAGCAACACCAGCUCUGCCCUUGCUCCUGCUGCUCUGAAAUCACGAAUGUCGCUGCCUGCCCAGCUCAGGAAUGGGCUGAGACUUGGAAAUCCCGAGACUUGGGAAUCCUGAGAGCUGUGCAAACCUUGCCUGCAGCUCAGCAUCUCCUGCAGCCCGGCAGGAGGCUCCUGGCACAGGUUUAGGGGCAGACAGAAAUACCGGCUGCAAGCUGUCACUGCUUUCAGCAGCACACGCUCCUCCAGUUCUAUCUCCAGUGACUGCCAGUCCUCCUCCUCAGAAACCUGUUCUUCGCUGGACAAAAUGUCAGGAAUCAGAAAAAACAAAACAAGGAGAGGCACCCGGGGAACGAGCGCAGCGAGCUGCCGUUGUCGGGGAAACCAGCCCGCUCUGCCUGCAGCAGGGAGUUCGUUCUCUGCUCCCGGAGCAGGCUGCCUUUGUGUCCCCCGGGUGCUGCGGGGCAUUCCUGGGAGCUGCAUCCUCCUGCUCUGCUGUCCCAACCCACGGGAGGUGCCCCGACGCCCCAAAGGAGCCGCAGGAGCUGCGUUGGGCUCAGCCCCUGCUGCCUUUCCUCAGGGAACAGCCGGGUUCUGCGCAGCCCUGGCAGCUCUGCAGACCCUGCCAGGGCAGGACACCCCGCUCACAGGGACCCCAGCCCGGCCCCAGAAUCCCAGAUCCACCCACAGUCCCACGGAGGUCGUGUCCUGGAAGGGAAUAAAUGUCCAAAGUGGACGAUUCCAGAGGGAAGCUGUUCCCCCGUGCCCGGGGCAGGGCUCAGUUGGGUGUUGCCCUUUAGGUUUUGGUCCCUGGUUUUUCUUCCCUUUGGCUAAAUCAGGUUGCUUUGCUGAUCUCACUCUUUGGGAACCUGAAUCAACAACUCCUGAGUUUUCCUUCCUAUUCCUGACUGCUUUGAUGCUCUUGUGUUCUUCAAAUGAACCAGAAAUGCCCCAAAUAUUUAUUUCCUUUCUCCCUUUCUCCUAAAAAGACCUUUUGGAAAUCUCUGCACAUAUUCAGAUGAUUUGACCCAAAACACAGAUGUGGAGGAGCACCUGGAAAAGGAUUAGAGGCCAGAAAUUAAAAAUUCAUUCCUUUCUUCUGUUGUAUAAAUUAUGAUAAUUGAAAAAGAAUUUUCAUGAACCAGAAAGCAAAAGAAAGAGAAAUGUGAAUUUCCCCCCUGUAGAUUCCACGUGGCUGCCCUGGCUCUAUGCAGGGGAAAGAGCCAUUCUGAUUUUACAUCACCAAAGAAUCUGCUUUAAUAGAUUUCCAUCUUCCUGAGCACUUUGCCCAGGUAUUUCUGUGCCAUGACUCAUUGCAGACUAAUGGCUGCAUUUUAAAAAUGACUCCCAGCUCCGCCAGCACCAUAAAGCUCAUUUCCAUCUCGUACCGCCCUGCACUCCCACAGAAAUUUUAUUGGGAUUUUUGUAAUAGAUGAAGAGAUAUCAACACAAUCCUCUUACAAUCCAGCGAACUGCUUUUGUCAUUGUUUUUAUCUCUGGCCACAGCUGCUCUCCCCCUCUCUGGCCUGGGCUCUGCUGGCUUCCAGAGAAUCUUAUUCAGCAUAAAUCACUAAAAAGGGAUCUUGCAGGGUCCAGGAUAUUCACAUCACACUGCGACUCCAUUCUUCUUUCCCACCUGCGAGGCAGUGCUGUGUGAGUUUUAAAGCAUUCAAUAACUGAUCAAUUCCAAUUUUCCACAAAAGAGAGGCACAGCUCAGGUCCACGAUGUGUUUAACAAGGGAGGGACCGGGCUGGGCUUCUGGUCACCACCUGAAUCUUCAUUUUCAGGCUGUUCCUGCCUGUAAAACACAGACCGCAGCAAA